AUGGAGGUGAAAUUAGCUCAAAUUGAACAAGAACACAAACAAGCUCAAGCAGAGAUGAGAGAAAGAUUAAGCAAAAUGGAAGCAGAGAUGGAAAGCUCACAAGACGGUUUGCUACAAAAGAUCGAAGAAAUGUUUAAGAAGCACGCUACAAGUGGAAAAGCUAUUGUUUACCAACCAAAAUCAUCUGAUCAGGAUCUCUUGCAUCCUCCAGGGUUUGAACCUAUGGCAUGGCAUCCUGUCGGGUUUACAUCUGGCCCCCAGCACCCACCAGGGUUUACACCCGACCCUUCGCAUCCUCCCGGUUUCACCCCAGUGCACAUUUCAUUUAGAUCGCCAGCUGUGCAAGAGGCUCACCCAGGAGUCUAUAUAGCGAAUCAGCAAAAUCAUAAUGAGCUCGCAUUUCAAACCGAUUACCCAUCGGCUACUAGGGCAAGACCCAUUGAAUCAGGUGUAGAAGAGUUACCACCUGAUUUUCAGGAAGUCUCGGAAAAAGGAAGGGUUAACAGUGAUAUAACCCAGCAGUUGAAAAGCCUAGAGGAAAGAAUGAGAUCAGUAGAAGUUGAGCCAUUCUAUGGAAUGGAUGCUAGAGAGCUAAGUUUGGUGCCUGACCUGAUUCUACCCCCGAAGUUCAAAGCACCAGACUUUGAAAAGUAUGAUGGAACUACUUGCCCAUCAGCUCACCUCGUCAUGUUCUGCAGAAGAAUGGCAGGGUAUACUGAAAAUGAGAAACUACUGAUACAUUGUUUCCAGGACAGCCUAACAGGAUCAAAAAUUAAAUGGUACAAUCAAUUGACUAGAUCUCAGAUCAAGUCAUGGAGAGACUUGGCUCGAGCAUUUUAUGAACAGUAUCGUCACGUCACCGAACUAGUGCCUGACAGAUGGACAUUGCAGAACAUGGAAAAGCGACAUAAUGAAACUUUCAGGCAGUACGCCCAAAGGUGGCGUGAUGUUGCCUCACAAGUACAACCACCGUUGCUGGAAAAGGAGGCUACGGUUAUCUUUGUACAUACUCUAAAGGCUCCAUAUUUGGGGCAUAUGUUGGGAAAUGCUACAAAGAAUUUUGCUGACUUGGUUCUUUCUGGAGAAUUAAUCGAAAAUGCCAUUAAAAGUGGCAAGAUUGAAGGAGGUGAUGGGUCGAAGAAGCCCUAUUUCAAGAAAAAAGACAAUGAAGUGAGCCAGACGAAUACUUAUAAAAAGAACUACGCAACCAGCGUCACGAUUUCACAGCCUAAGACGGAGAAUACCAACACCCAUGAAAAUAGAGGGCAGAGAAGGGAGAAUACAAGACCAACUUUCUCACCAGUGCCAGUACCAUAUUCAGAAAUCUACGCCUCGCUCUUGAAGGCAGAUUUAAUACGCCCUUACAAAUUGACUCCGAUGCAGCCACCUUACCCUCACUGGUAUAAUGCCAAUGCUCACUGUGAAUACCACGCAGGGAUUGUUGGGCAUGAUAUCGAGAACUUCCCAAAAUUUAAGAAGGUUAUACAAAACCUUAUCAACGCUGGAGAUUUGGAAUUCAAAACACCAGCUGUAAAUACUCACCCUAUGCCCAAUCAUGGGGGGCAAGGAAUCAACAUGGUCGAAGAAUGA
Messenger RNA from Hibiscus syriacus, 1590 nucleotides. RefSeq lists its product as uncharacterized. Lineage: Eukaryota; Viridiplantae; Streptophyta; Magnoliopsida; Malvales; Malvaceae. Bases 1 to 1590 code for a protein of 529 amino acids. The transcript has a single exon. The record is from RefSeq and is a predicted model, not a curated record.